GUCUUGGGGUCGUGUGCUGAACUGUGCAGCCACACAGAAGAGAUGCAGUGCCGGCAUAUGGGAGGUAAGCUCAUUUGGCCGAGUUAAAACGCCCACGGGUCGGGUGAGCUUUGGUUCACGUAAAGACACUGGCUAUUACCGGACAAUCAUUGGGGGAUAUGGCUACUACGUCCACCGGCUGGUUGUAGCGGCUUUCACCGGUCCGCCCCCAAGUGUGGCGCAGUGGCAAGUGAACCAUGUUGAUGGGGAUCCUGCCAACAACUGUGUGGCCAACCUUCGGUAUGUCACGCAAGCUGAGAACAGUAAGCACUCCUGGUCGACCAACUUGAAUCGCAAAGCGAGCAGCCUGCAACUACGCAAGCCAGUUUGGUGUCGAGUUGCCGGUGGCAAUGAUUGGUCUGAGUUUUCUUCGCAAAGCGAAGCUGCAAGAAAUCUGAACGUAAGCCCAAGUUGCAUCUCGAGAUGCUGUCGAGGUUUGGUGCCUGCCUGCUCUGGAGGCGGCAUCCGGUACGAGUUCAAGUUUCUGGCCGAUGAGCCCAAGAUGCUGGCUGGCGAGGCUUGGCGGCCGGCCAGGUAUCCGGGUCUGGAAGGUCCUAUCGAUAGCCUCAUGAUCAGCAGCCACGGACGAGUUCUGUCGACCUGGUGUAGGCACCAGCAUUUAAGCCAUGGACACCGCAGGCGUAACGGUUAUUACGUGGUGAGGAAGAGAGGGCACUUUCUCCAAGUGCACCGCUUAGUUGCUGCAACCUUUCUCGGUCAACCUGCGUCGAAAGCUUUGCAUGUCAAUCAUAAAGAUUUGGACCGCGGAAACAAUCACGUGGACAACCUGGAAUACCUGACCCUGUCGCAAAACGUGAAACAUGCCCUUUUGCAAAGACAGGGACAGCAAGGAUGGAUGCGGAACGGCAAGCCGGUCCUGGCGCGAUCACUGGAAUCGGAUAUUGGCUGGCUACAAUUUGAGAACAUUAAGGCUGCAGCAGCACACACAGGCGUCAAGAACCAUAUCAUUUCGGGCAGCUGCAAAGGAUGUGCUGCUAGUGCUUCCAAGGCUAGGACUGCUGGCUGGCAGUUCCAACCCGCUGUUCAGGAGGUCCUUGAAGGCGAGGAGUGGCGGCAAGUUGUUUUGGCAGGAGCUCGUCGCACGCCUGGCUGCAUGUCUGAGGCAACCUAUGUUCGGCAGGCAGCCAGCUCCUGGCAAGUGAGCUCACAUGGCCGUGUGAGAUCCUCCCUUGGUGUAACCAGCUAUGGCUGGAUGACCUCUGAUGGGUAUAGACGUGUGAGGAUUGAGAGGAAGUCAUACCUUGUACAUCGGCUGGUAGCUGUUGCCUUCCUGGGACCACCAUCCAGUGUGGACCAGUGGCAGGUGAAUCACAUGGACGGCAACAGGUCCAACAAUUGUGUGACGAACCUGCAGUAUGCGACUGGAAGUGAAAACGCGCGACAUGCCUGGACAAGUGGAGGCAGGACCAGCCGACAGCCAGGCAAGGCAGUUCUGUGGCGCAUAUGUGGGGAGAAAUUUUGGGCUUCCUUUCCUUCGCAAAGUGAAGCCUCCCGCGUGUUGGGGGUAUCUGCGGCCAAAGUCUCCCAUUAUAUUCGAAAUGCUGCCGUAUGUCAUCGCAAUGGCGGUGAUUCGCUGGAGCUGAAAGCUGCCCCGACUUCGGUCGUUGCGGAUCUCACGCAGGCGGACAUUUUUCAGCACGAAGUGUGGAAAAAUGCCAGGCAUGCAGGUUGCGGUGAUCCAAUUGAGAACCUCAUGAUCAGCGACCACGGACGGAUCAGACACACUCGCAAUUGGGCCGUCUCACGCGGAAGCAGGACAGGAAGCGGGUAUUACUCUGUGCAGAAGAACAAUCGGCAUUACUUGGUGCACCGGCUUGUUGCCGGGACCUUUCUGGGCCAGCCAUCUGCCCCGAAUAUGCAAGUCAAUCACAAAGACGGCGACCGCCAGAACAAUCAUGUGCAGAAUUUAGAGUAUGUUACACCAUCUCAGAACAUCCGACAUUCCUAUUUACUGCGGGACGGGCAAGAUUUUCAGACAAGCCACGGCAAACCAGUGGAGGCUAGGCUCUUUGGAACUUCAAGCCCAUGGUUGUCCUUCGAGACCAUAAAAGCAGCUGCGGAAUACACGAAGGUUGGAAGCCGGCAAGUUUCUGAGUGUUGCAAGCUGCAGCCAGGGGGUGGCAGCUAUGGUGCUUGGGAGUUCCGUUUCUCAUUGGAAGAGGUUUUAGCCGAUGAGGAGUGGCGACCGGUGGUUUUGCUGGGUGCCAGUGCUCCGGGCAGAGAACAUGAGAUCAAGUGCGUUGUGGCAGUUGACGCGCUUGUCAUCCUGGUGAAGGGCGCUGACGUGUUCGAGGGCAUGAAACAUUGGGCAUGCAAAGCCCGUGCCUGCCUGCAGCCCGGGCACACCUGCGAUGAGCUACUGCUCUUCACGCGCGAGGGCUGGACCCAUGAGCGCCUGGCAGCAGCCACGCAGGCUGUUGGCGAGGGCGGCCCUUGUGCGCGAAAGCUCCGCCCCGAUGCCAGAGCACCCAGGUCUCAUGCACAUUUUUCAAUCUUCACCGUCCUUUUUCUAAUGGAUGUGGCCUCAUCCAGCCCUUUCGUGGAGAGACGGCGGUCCUUGGCCGGAAUAAAACGGCAGAAAGGGCGUGAUAACGAUGGGAACAUUAGUGAGAUAAGUAGCACAGGCUCCACACAGCGCGCGCUUUUUUACAAGGCAAAGAUGGUUAUGGGCAUCGCAGAUGGUGAAGACUACCAGUUGGCCUGGCUCCCAUUUGGCGGAUCCGUUCUGGGAGUUCCCAUGAAAAAGGAGUGUUUUCAGCUGGCGGUAUAUGAACGGGUCUCCGCAGACGGCCACAAGUUUUUGGUCGUGAACCACACGGAUGUCCUGCAAGGCUUGUCCUGCGACCAGCUCGUCAAGCGAGCGAAGGUUAUUGAGCCGUUAGUGGAAAAGACGAAGGAGGUCGUCGCUUACGACUUGACUCUAAAUGUUGAGCCAUCAAUGGAUAGCCAACACAUUGCCGCAGUCAUCGCUCGCUGCGGCCAGAAGAUCAACGCCGAGUGCUCCCUUGAACUUCCCUGCCAAACGGCUUUGCCCACGGGUGUAGAGAGUAUGGCGUGUGCCGCCUGCGGCAAUCCUGAGGCUGCGAUGUUGAGCUUUAGCCUCAGUAUUGACCUGUGUGUUUUUGCGUCGUUGCUCCGCCGCGACUGCGGUAAUGCGCCCGAAAGCACUGGAGCGAUUCUGCUUUGCAGCUUUGCACAGGAUGCGUUGGCAUCACUCGUCACGGAGACACCGGCGAUGUCUGUGACGCAGGCCAUCGCCGCCACGCGCGGCCGCCUCUCCAGCGUGGCCUCAGUGGCCGACUGGGUCAGGGAGGUCUUCUUCAAUGGAGCAUUCUCUCCACCAACGCAGUGGACUUGGUCCUUUGAGUUCUCACUGGACGUUGCAGCGUUCAUAUACGGCGAGCUUCUUGAUUUGCAUGCGCAAUCUCGUCUUGUGAAGAAAACGCAGAGCGAUUCCUUACAGCUUUUGGAUGCUUCCGGGCUUUUCACGCCUGACGUAGCCUAUUUUCAAAGUGGCGGAUGGCAGAACGCGACCAUGGAGGCAGAGCGCAAUUCAGAGGCUCGCAUCGAAAUGUGUGAGCUGCUCACGGCGCAGCCGCAGUUGAACGGCCGAGCAGGUGUCGGCUGUCUGCGACGGGACUUAGGCCCCGAGCUUGGAAACUCCGUCGGGCGCCCAGAGGGCGCCCGGGUAGAACUCUUCCGAGUGCGUUGGCCCAAGCGCAUUUGGGCAGUGGGGCUGAGGGAACUGCUGGGUGGCCCUGGCCGUGGCACGUUGACCUGGGCUGUAGGCCAGACAUCAUCUCAUGAGUGCAACAACACCUGGAGUUGGCUGCCUUUGCCUUGUUUGUCGGAUUCGGUCUUCAACUGGCAAUGCAUUGCAUCGCCAUGGCAGUGCCAACUGUUGGCACGCAUCUGCGAGUCUGAGCCUGCUGCAACCUAUCUCUUUAUGCAGGUCUGCUGGCUGAAUCAAGCUCGAAGGUUUGCAAGCUGCUGGCAGGUGAGCUCCUGCGGUCGCGUGCAGUCCACAAAGGGAGUUAUCAGCUGCGGCUCCCGCGUUGAUGAUGGUUAUCGACGUGUGAAAAUAGGUGGAGUGUCUUACUUCGUACACCGACUGGUUGCAUCCGCUUUCCUUGGGCCGUGGCCGGAUGCUGCCCAGUGGCAGGUGAACCACAUUGACCGCAACCGUGAAAACAACCACAAGGAGAACCUGCAGUAUGUGACUCCCAGUGAUAACAUUCGACAUGCUAGGGCCAGAGACACCGGGCAGGCACGGAAACAGGCCGCACGCCACGGGAAGCCUGUCUUGUGGAGAGAAGGUGGGCAUCAGUCUUGGUCAUUUGAAGCUUCGAGGACUGAUGCAGCCAGGGCGGCUGGGGUAUCUGCCCAGUCUGUCUCGCGGUGCUGCUCUGGUGUGGCCACAAGCUGCACAGUCCGACUGCGCAAUUAUGAGUUCAAGAACGGAGAUGCCGCGGAUGUGGAACUACUUCCAGAUGAAGUGUGGAGGGAUGCUGUGCAUGCAGGCGAUGAAGGUACCAUUUCGAACCUGUGGGUCAGCAACUUCGGGCGUGUAAGAUCAGCAACGCGUGUGGGCACACAGAUGGUAUCGUAUGGGCACCGCACCGUGCGUGGCUAUUUUACCAUCAAAAAGUCUGACCGGAGCUAUAAGGUGCACCGGCUGGUUGCCGGAACCUUCCUUGGCCAUCCAGCUUCACCAAGCAUGCAAGUGAACCAUAAGGACAUGAAUCGAGGAAACAAUCAUGUCCAGAACCUGGAAUAUGUCACCCAGUCACAGAACAUGAGGCACGCGCUCACCCAACUGAGAGAGCAAUGGCGGAAUGUUGGAGGAUGCAAGCCCGUGCAGGCGCGAGUGGCGGGAUUGGACGGCGCUUGGAUCCCAUUUGAGUCCAUCCGGGCAGCAGCUGCGUACACAGGCAUUAGGCCGGCCUCGGUUUCUGCAGCUUGCAAAGGAGAGGUGAGAGGUUGCAACCCUCCUGCCUGGGAGUUCCGCUUUUUGGUAGAGGAGCCUUUGCCGGGGGAGGAGUGGCGCCCGGUGGUUUUGGAAG
Molecule: messenger RNA, 5123 nt
Organism: Symbiodinium pilosum
Lineage: Eukaryota; Dinophyceae; Suessiales; Symbiodiniaceae
Source: the annotation of a GenBank genome assembly